AUGCCCUCCAACACCGCCGCCGUGCUGACGGCCGUCAAGACCCCCUUCGAGAUCAAGGAGCACCCCUACCCGGAGCCCAAAGACCACGAGGUCGUCGUCCGCGCCCGCGCCCUGGCCCUCAACCCGGCCGACUGGGCCCAGCAGGCCUUCGGCCCGGCCUUCUUCCUGGGCAUGACCCUGCCCUGCGUCGUAGGCGGCGACGUGGCCGGCGACGUCGAGCAGGUCGGCGCCAAGGUCGAGGGCAUCCGGCCCGGCGACCGCGUCGCGGGCCUCUCGACGGCCGCGUUCCAGCACCACGUCCUGCUGCCGGACCACAUGCUCACGCCCAUCCCGGACGCGCUCUCCUACGAGCAGGCGUCGGUGCUGCCGCUGACGCUGUCGACGGCCGUGAAAGCCCUGUUCCACCCGGACUACCUCGGCAUGCGGGUGCCGGCGGCGGCGGGCCCGCGCGCCGAGCCGACGGGCGAGACGGUGCUCAUAUGGGGCGCGUCGACGAGCGUCGGCAGCAGCGCGAUCCAGCUCGCCGUCGCGGCCGGGUACGAGGUCAUCACCACGGCCUCGCCGGGCAACUUUGCGCGUGCCAAGAGGCUCGGCGCGAGCGCGGUGUUCGACUACAACUCGCCCACCGUCAAGGAGGACCUGGUCGCGGCGUUCCGGGGCAAGAGGACGGCGGGCGCGGUGCCCAACGCCGGCCUCGACUUCUCGGUCUACCCGGCCGUCAUCGACGCCUGCGCGGUCGUGGUGGCGAGCGUGCCCGGCAAGAAGUUCCUGGCGUGCACCAUGGCGCGGCCGAACCUGGACGAGCUGCCGGAGGGCGUCGAGGGCAAGUUUGUAGACGUCCUCAGGCCGGACACGGAGCUGGCGUACAAGAUCUACCGCGAGUACCUGCCGGCUGCCCUGGCUGACGGGUCGUUUGUAGCGGAGCCCAAGGCGCAGGUUAUCGGAAAGGGUUUGGAAGCUAUUCAGGGUGGCUUGGACCAGUUCCAAUCCAAGGUGCUGUCGGCUACGAAGCUUGUGGUGACCUUGUGA
Thyridium curvatum is the source of this 1029-nucleotide messenger RNA. RefSeq lists its product as uncharacterized. The record is from RefSeq and is a predicted model, not a curated record. The transcript has a single exon. The coding region runs from base 1 to 1029 and encodes 342 amino acids. Gene Ontology annotation, molecular function: oxidoreductase activity, acting on NAD(P)H. Lineage: Eukaryota; Fungi; Ascomycota; Sordariomycetes; Thyridiales; Thyridiaceae.